Messenger RNA from Dicentrarchus labrax (European seabass), 3621 nucleotides. It is a transcript of the gene slc44a2, whose product is annotated as solute carrier family 44 member 2. Lineage: Eukaryota; Metazoa; Chordata; Actinopteri; Moronidae. The coding region runs from base 142 to 2673 and encodes 843 amino acids. The transcript is spliced from 22 exons. Gene Ontology annotation, biological process: transmembrane transport; choline transport. Gene Ontology annotation, molecular function: choline transmembrane transporter activity. Gene Ontology annotation, cellular component: membrane. The record is from RefSeq and is a predicted model, not a curated record.
GCUUCAGUUUGGUUUGGGAUGGUCUCUCUGUAGCUGUAGCAGUCAGCCGCCGUUAUUGAUGUUUUUUUUCCUCGACAUUUCCAUGGUAACUGUCCUGUCUAAGGUCUGAUCUGCAGCGAGGAGCCGAGCAGUGUAUGAGAAAUGGAGCUGGAGGAAAAAAACCCGGACCCUAAAUACGGGGAGUCCAGGAAAUUUGACCCAAACUUCAAAGGGCCAAUUCACAACAGGGGCUGCACAGAUAUCCUCUGCUGUAUUCUCUUCAUCUUAGCCUUGUUCGGGUACUUUGCUGUGGGCAUCCUUGCCUGGUCUCAAGGUGACCCCAGGAAAGUGAUCUACCCCACAGACAGCAGGGGGCAGUUCUGUGGACAAGCUGGAACACCUCUGGAGAAGAAGCCUCUUCUGUUCUACUUCAACAUCUUGAAAUGUGCCAGUCCUCUGGUCCUGCUGGAGUUCCAGUGUCCCACCACACAGUUAUGUGUGGAAAGCUGUCCUGACAGGCAUUUGACAUUGGUGAAAGCCAAGCUAAACAGCAAAGAUCAUGAAUACUACAAACAAUACUGUAAGGAAGGAGUGGACUUUGCCAAAUUGAGUACUCCUGAGAUUUUGAGGGAUAGCUUGUGUCCGGCCAUGCUGAUGCCCAGUAAACCCUUCACCCGUCGCUGCCUUCCUGCCUUGGGAACGAUGAAAGGCGGAGUGGUGGUGGUGGGCAAUGAGACCACUUUUGAUGGCGGAGAGGGCACCGCCGUCAAUGCCACAGAUGUGCUCGAGGCAUCCAAGAAGUCAAAUGUGGUUGUUGAAGCUCGCCAGGUGGCCAUGAGAAUCUUUGAGGACUACACGCAGUCUUGGCACUGGAUAUUACUUGGCCUGGUGAUCGCCAUGGUGGUCAGCUUGAUUUUCAUCGUCUUGCUGCGAUUCCUGGCUGGCAUCAUGGUCUGGGUCAUGAUUGUUUUGGUUAUUCUAGUCAUCGGAUAUGGGAUUUUCCACUGUUACAUGGAGUUUGCGAGUCUGAAGGGAGAGCCGGGUGCUGACGUUACCAUCCGUGACCUGGGCCUGCAGACGGACUUCUCUGUCUACCUGCAGAUCAGACAGACCUGGCUGGCCUUCAUGAUCAUCCUGGCUAUUGUGGAGGUCAUCAUCAUCCUGCUACUCAUCUUCCUCAGGAAGAGAAUCCUGAUUGCCAUCGCCCUCAUCAAAGAGGCCAGCAGAGCUGUUGGGCAUGUGAUGUCUUCGCUGUUCUACCCACUGCUGACCUUUGCCCUCCUGGCCGUGGUGAUUGCUUACUGGGCCAUCACUGCUGUUUUCUUGUCCACCUCUAAUGAGCAGGUGUACAAAGUAUUCAACAACUCUGAGUGUGAGUACUCACGAGAGACCUGCGACCCCAAGACAUUCAACACCUCCAACAUUUCAACUCAAUGUCCUGAUGCAGAGUGCCUGUUUGCCUUCUAUGGUGGGGAGACCCUCUACCACAAAUACCUCAUCCUGUUCCAGUUCUACAAUGUGUUCCUCUUCUUCUGGUGCGCCAACUUUGUGACGGCCCUGGGCCAGGUCACUCUGUCGGGGGCCUUCGCCUCGUAUUACUGGGCCUUCAAGAAGCCUGAAGAUAUCCCUGCCUUCCCCAUCUUCGCCUCGCUGGGACGGGCCCUCCGAUACCACACAGGCUCCCUGGCUUUUGGCUCUCUGAUCUUGUCUAUGGUCCAGGUCAUCAGGGUCCUUCUGGAGUACCUCGAUCACAAGUUGAAAGGUGCUCAGAACAAGUUUGCUAAAUUCCUGCUGAGCUGCAUGAAGUGCUGCUUCUGGUGUCUGGAGAAAUGUAUCAAGUUCCUUAACAGAAAUGCCUACAUCAUGAUUGCCAUCUAUGGAAAAAGCUUCUGUCCCUCAGCUCGAGAUGCCUUUUUCCUUCUCAUGAGGAACAUCAUCAGGGUGGCUGUUUUAGAUAAAGUAACUGACUUCCUAUUGUUUCUUGGGAAGCUCCUCAUCGUUGGAAUUGUUGGGAUCUUCUCUUUCUUCUUCUUCUCUGGAAGAAUUAAAGCAGUGGAGGAGGCUGCUCCAUCUCUGAACUACUACUGGGUGCCAAUACUGACACUGGUAGUGGGAUCCUACCUCAUCGCCCAUGGCUUCUUCAGCGUGUACGCCAUGUGUGUGGACACACUGUUCCUCUGCUUCUGUGAGGACUUGGAAAGAAAUGACGGCUCGUCUGAAAGGCCUUACUUCAUGUCCCCCGAGCUGCACGAGAUCCUCUCCAAAACAAAGAGGCUGGAGGAAAAUGGCGAUGCUGUUGAGCAGGCGGAUUCUGCCAAGCCGGCGGACGAGGUGAAAUUGGAGGAAGAGACCCCUCUUCAGCAGCAACAAGACGGAGAGAUCCAACUUAAACAGCAGACAGUGCUAAAGCAGGACAACGAAGAGGAGCAGCCUCUGCAGUCCAAGAUGGAUGCCGAAGAGCCAAAAGAGGAAAAAAAGAAGAAAGAAAAAGUAAGCGAGGCAGAGGAUGCUGAAAAGAAAGAAGAACCACAGGAAAGAGAAGAGGUGAAAGAAGCAGCAGAAAAGCAAGAGUUGAAACAGGAGGAAAAGCCUGAGGAAGUGUCGCCUCCUGCUGUGGAGGCUAAGAAAGAGGAGACUGGUGAAAAGAAAGAGGAGAAAGAGGAAGAAAAUCCACCGUCUGCACCACAGGAGUAGACGUUAGCAGUAAUGUAAAGGCAAAAAUAAAAAAAUGGUGUGGUAAACCUCAUCAAGCAUAAAGAAUGAAAAAACUGUACUGCAACUUUGUGAUAUGGACCUGUUAAAUGUAUGGCAUACAACAAGCUAAAAUUUCAGAUCGCCUUGCUAUUUGAGUGGUGUGACGUCAAGCUGGAGAAGGUCGUGGUCGACAUGUGAAGGUCGAAGCAGGUCAAAGCCCAGUGCAUCUCUGUAGCUUGAAAAAAUGCUCUCUUGUGUUGGUUUUAGAACAGUGUUGGUUUUUAUAUUGUGAAGAUCUGUAGAACUUUGUGAGUGCUAAACCUGUGCCUGAUUACUGUCACUAAUAGUUAUUGUCUUAAUCCUGUUAUGCACUACAGAACCACCAAGUACCGUGUUUACAGUCAGAACAAACACAUCUCAAUCGAUGGUGAAUCUCUUUCACUGUUUACAAUAAUACCAGCUGACGCCAAAAUGUUACAGACAUAUUUGAUAUACUGUAUGAAUAUUGGAUCUUUUUCCGCUAUGGGACUUAUAUAUAUACAGUAGUGUAUGUCCAUUAUGUAUUUUUUGGCUUCAGUCUAGAUGGGAUCCCAUGUAUUGUAUUGCCACCUACUUGCCUUGGUAUUUCGGACUGGCGUAAGUGCUGUGAUUGUGUCGCCAUGACGCAGCCAUCGUGACCUCUCUGCAGACCCCAACAGUUGUUUACUGAUCCCACCUGCCUUGCCCUGUCCCUGUCCUCUCUCUGUCUCUCUGUCUUUCUAAGUGCUGCAUGGUGUUGACAUGGCCUUCUGAAUGCUCGCGGCUAACAUCUUAAGUGUCUGGAUGCUUUUGUACUUUUUUCCCCUGUUUGUCAACUUGUGAAAGAUGUAAGUUGAUUUUCCACUAAAAUUACUGAUGACAUUCCAUAUUUAUUGGAUGUAAAUCUUGAUUAAAGGUGAUUGUAUUUAA